Diachasmimorpha longicaudata is the source of this 7377-nucleotide messenger RNA. RefSeq lists its product as uncharacterized. Bases 270 to 4622 code for a protein of 1450 amino acids. Gene Ontology annotation, cellular component: cytoplasm. Gene Ontology annotation, molecular function: protein binding. NCBI's taxonomy places the organism in Eukaryota, Metazoa, Arthropoda, Insecta, Hymenoptera, Braconidae. Gene Ontology annotation, biological process: regulation of GTPase activity; signal transduction. The transcript is spliced from 5 exons. The record is from RefSeq and is a predicted model, not a curated record.
AUCUAACCUUGAGUUGUGUGAGUGUGAUGGGAAGUGUUUCAUCGAAAUGCAUUGCAAUUAGCACAAUUGCCUUUCACUUGCACUAAUUACGUCACCUAGUGGUGAAAACAUCUCUCAUUUCCUCAUUCAUAACCUUAAAUAUGUCUCUGACGUUGUUACUCACUCCCGUGUUUGUAAAUAAGUACCAAAUCGAGAUGAAUUUUCACGGACAACUCGUCGAGUUGUAAUCAGGCACUGAUACUCCCAAAAUCAUGUAACCACCCUCUGCCAUGAGCGGCCAAGACCUCCAGGAGCACUCAUACGUGAAAGUGCUCUACGACUUUCAGUACAAAACCGCAGAGGGUCGUGAGAUAGCCAUAAAGAAAAAUGAGCGGCUGUACCUUCUCCAGAAGACGAAUGCAGACUGGUGGCAGGUGGUGCGAACAUGGGAGCAGCGCUCCUUCUACGUCCCGGCGACCUACGUUCGAGAAAUAUCAAAAACAUCGCGGAAGAACUCGGACGAGGAGCGAGACAGCAGCUUUGAGCCACCAGACCAUCCAAAAUACAAGAGUAUGCCAAAGGAGAGUCACUCAAGUGCCAUGAAGAACGUUAAAAAAUGGCUGGUGAACGCAAUGGAUACCAAGCAAGAAUCUUCCAAGCAUUCCUUCACAGACGACUCCUACAAGCACAACGCAAUGGACUACCAAUCCCGUGCUGAGUUGAAGGUCGGUUUAGCAGCUAUAAAAUCAAAAUCCCUGGAGCGAGACAGAAAAUACGGCCAGAGUGUCGAGGAGUCCUCGGACUCUCCGAGGGAGCGAAAGCAGUCGAGAGAGGGUUUGAAGAAGCUUCCAGAGGAGAGUGAUACGGCAAAACCACUGACAAAAAGCUUCUCAACGAGUCCAAAAUCCUUCGACAUUCCUUCCAGGAUGGAGAUGUCCCUCCAGGAUCCCUUUCGCAAGGAGCUCAAGAGCUCCCUAGACCGGAGGCGAAAAAUAUCCGAUAACACAGACUACGAUAAACUGAUAAGUCAAAAUAAGGAGGAGACGAAGAACCGGAGAAUUCGAACUCGAUCGUCACGAUCAGACGACUCCCAGAUCGACAGCGAUUACGACGAUAAAUUUGAUCGCAGGAAAUUCGAGAAGGCCCACAACAUCGAGGAAUCAGUGAGUAAAAAUAGGAGCAGUAGAAGUCUGGAGCUGGAGGCCCAUCAGUUCCAGAGGACCGAGAGGAGCCUCAGCCCGAAGCCAACGUAUGGUAGGCAGCUGACGAUAGCUGGACACAUACCCUCUGACAACGAUGACGACGAUCACAGAAUUCUCAACGAUAAACGACGGACCUGGGCUGUCGAGGAGCUCAUGUCAGAGCUGACGCAGAUGUGCAAGGAGAGGGGAAGCAACAAAAAGCCGAAUAUUCAGAUCAAGAGUACGGAGAUAAAAGGUUUCGAUCCUCUUGACAAAUUGACACAAGAACUCCACGAAAUGAAUCUCCUAAAGUCCGAGGGCCACACACCGACUACACCGGGUGAUUUCAAGUCCAGCUCACCGAUGAAUAUCUGCAAGAUCUCCAUCAAUUCAGAGGAGACCAGCCCCGAGCAGAGGGGGAGGGCUCCCCUCGAGGACGACGAAAACUCCAAUAUAUCGGAGACAUCGGAUAUCUCGACUGAGAACUCACAAUCGAAAGCACAAUCGAGGCAGAGGAGAAAAUCACCGAAGUCGGCCUUCACGUUCAAGAAAACCGAGGGAAUAGUCUCGACGAAGCCCCUGCGUUCACCAAAAUCCCCGAAGAUACUGGACGAGUACAAUGAGGCGAAUAUUCUCAACGACGUAUCCCCGGAUGAGUUGAUCGAUGACGUUCAAUCGUUAUCUCGCGAUAAGCCAGUAUCGAGUCACUAUCCAGAGACGAUUCACUCGAGUCCCGAUGCCCUAGAGAAGCCAUGCUAUUCGAACAUCAAAUCCCAGGGCUCCGACAAAGUUAAGAUGCGGCCAAAGUUGAAGAUUAAACAGAUGGAAAUCGGAAGUGAAUUGAAGUUGACACCGUCACUGGAGAAAUUGGCGAGUGAGAUUAAAUUUCAACCGGCUAAACGUAGUGGUGAUAUCGGUGAGACAAAAAUCAGUGAGAGUUUGAGUGACGAGGGACACUACGAUGACAGUGGUAUACAGGAGGGUAUAGACAAGUCUGAUGACUCCUGGAGUCGACUCGAUCCACCAGAGCCACCGAGGGAUUACGCAAAAUUUCGCCACAAGCUCGAGUACACUGGGAGCUUCAAGACGAAACGAGAGGGGAAGUACUUUCGUCGACGAGAGGAGGACUCUGACGAUGAUGACGAGGGGAGUUGGAAGAGGGGAUUGAAGAAGAGCUCGACGAUGCACUGUGCGACGAUACCAGAUGCCUAUCGUCGAUUCAGGAGAGACAAUGAUUUUAAAUCGUUGAUGUUGAUGUCGAGUAAGCGGAGGAGUAGGAGCCUGGGGGAUUUGAACUGCCUGGAGGAGGAUGAGGACGAUCAACCGGAGGUGUUCAGCCCCGAGAAGUUGCCUGUUAGCAAACCUGUCCCUCUGCCGAGGACCAAACUGCCAGCGAAGCUGGACAAGCUCGAGGGGAGGGUUGUGCCACUUCCGAGGAGGAUUCACAAGCGUGAGGAGGGUUUCUCCGAGGAUGAUGUGUGGGUGCCCAGGGCUGACAUCUACAGAAAUACCAGGAUUCGACCUGGGGAUAUUAACAUCGAGUCCAGCACUGCUGUUGGGUUUAAAACGCUUCUGUGCACGUCUGACAGUGGAUCUGAUAAUUGUUUGCAAUCGAAAGAUCUGUUGUCCAGCAAUGAUGGACUGGAUCACUGUCGGGGUGACAGGGGGGGAAGGAAGAUGAGUACUGGAAGGAAGGAGGGAGACAGGGGGAAGAUCAGGGAGGUGGAUGAACAGGUGCUGAGCUCCAAUGCCAGCUCGGAGGCACUGCAGAGCCAGUCGGAGUCGGAGGUCACUGCGGCUUUUGAAGGAUCUUCACAGCCUAGUCCUGUACAUCGGGAGGCCGAGGAGGGGUAUGAGUGUGCCAUCGACCUCCCUCCAGGGUGGACCCAGAAGUUUGAUGAUAUCACUGAGCAGAUCUGCUUUGUUAAUGAGGCUGGGGAUAGGUGGUUUUCGUCGAACGAUGCAGAAGGUAAAAUAUACUUUUUCGAGGAGAACAGCAACGAAUCAUCCUGGCUACUCCCUACGAUAUCCCCUGGAAAGUCCCUCCCGAAGGCAGUCCACCAGAGUGAAGAGAAGCUCGAUAGAACGAGUACAUCAACAAACGAUGUAUCCCUGACAAAAAAUACAUCGAGCACGUCACUUCCAGCGAGCCAGAGCCUGACGAAUCGUGAUCUACCAUCGAAAAAAUCAGGAACGUCCCUGAAUGACUGGCCCCAGUUAUUCGAUGGCAACAUGAGAGUACUCAAGGAGGGAGUGAUAAGCCGAACUAAAAUAACGGAAAAUGGAAAGAAAUUGAGAAAGAACUGGAGCACCUCGUACGCUGUUCUGACAGAAUUAUUUUUAUUAUUUUUCAAAGACGCCAAGACAUUCACAACUGUGAUGAAGAGUGGCCAAUCAUCGGUGGUGGCCAAGCCCGAUAUAUCUGUUGAUCUUAAUGGGGCGUUAAUUGAACCCGGAGAGAGAGCCAGUAGUAGGAAAAAUGUGUACAUGAUUAGCACUGUACUCGGACUCCAAGUGCUCAUUCAGAGUGAUAACACUUCAUUGGCGGCUGAAUGGUUCCAGGAGAUUCAUGGAGUUAUAAGGAAAUUGCCAUCGAGUUCUCAAUCCCAAGCGAAACCCUUCGCCGGUCCAGCGCCAGAAAUGCGCAAAACUAGUAACAGUAAAUCUCCGGGGGAUUCCAAGGCUUCAGAAGAAUCGAAACGUUCGUCGAAGAUCGCGCGAUCGAAAUCGAUGAAGAUGAAGGGACUGGACGAUUCCCUGGAGGAUCUCAGUGGCACCGAGAGACAGACGAAAAUCAAGGCAAAGCUACGGAGAUUUUUCCUGAGACGUCCCACUGUCGAAUCUCUAGUUAAAAAUGGAAUUUAUAAAGAUGAGCCAGCAUUUGGUUCAUAUCUCGCCGAUGUAUGCCCCCCCGAGCAUCCCCGUGUUCCUGUAUUCGUUAAAACCUGCAUCGAAGUCCUGGAGAGUAACGAGGACAACAUGAAGACUGAUGGAUUAUACCGUGCAAGUGGCAACUUGAGUCAAAUUCAAAAAAUUCGCCUCCAAGUUGAUCAGUACAAACUCAGUGUUCUAUCCCAGGAGGAGGAUGUCCACGUACUCACAGGUGCCCUUAAAUUAUUCUUUCGUGAAUUGAAAGAGCCCCUAAUACCGUCGAGUUUUUUCAAAGAGGCAUUAAACGCCAGUAUGCUUAAGAAAACAUCAGCCAAAAUUCAAUCCUUUCGAGAGAUUGUUAAAGCUUUACCACCACCCAAUUACGAUACACUACAAUUUUUAUUGAAACAUCUGCUGAAAGUCACGUCUUAUCAGGAGUACAACAGAAUGCAUAUACCAAAUUUGGCUAUUGUAUUUGGUCCAACGCUUAUGUGGCCAGCUGAGGAGAGUGCAAACAUGGCUUUAGAUCUUAUGCAACAGAAUUUAGUUAUCGAAUGCCUUUUGUCCGAGUACAAUAAGAUAUUCAAAUAGAUUUAAAAAAAAAAACAAUUUAACGAAAUAAAUGAAAUUAUUUAUUUUUAGAUGAUUGCCGGUUGAUUGAACGUGAAAGUAUGAUUAACUCAUUCAUUCGGUUGACUUUUUUUGCAUUGAGAGGAGCAGAGAAAUUUUUUUUUUUUUUUGAAAAAAUACUCCCAGAGGUUGUGCUUUGAAAAUUACUCAGAAAUACGUUUCAUUAUUUUUUUCACAAUUCUGUGUCGAUUGUGAGCCACAUUUGAGGGAUUAUAAUUAUUAUUAAGCGUUGGGAAAAUAUAUUUUCGAGAUUUUACACGUGAAAUUGAAUUAUAUACGUGGGUUGAGGGAUUUCUCUGCUCCCCUGGGUCGGAAAUUUAUAAUUUAUUUCAUUUAUUUAAUUAAAAUCAUUCCAAUUCAACGCUAGAAGUCCCUAUACUGAGUGUUGCCGGAGAGCCAAGUAUUUUUUUAGAUUAACGAUUUAAUAACGAGAAUUAUGAUAACUCGAAUGGAAGUUAUUAACUAACGAAUUGCUAAAUUCGUUAAAAUUCCGCGUAUUCCUUAUUUUAUUAUUGGAAUUCCUGCGAAACCUACAAAAAUGAAAACUUGUGCACAAAAAUUAUGAAACUAAUUUUUUAAACUAAGGGAGGAGGAGAAAAAUUGAUAUAUUUGAAGAAAUGUGAAUACACGUUAACAACUCGAUUGUAAUUUAUGUAAAUAUCCGAUUGAAAAAUAUUUUAUCGAUAAAUCAUCAAACUCUUGGACAGGUGAGACGUAAAUUUUAAUUGAUAUGUCACUAAGCAUCAUAUUUAGAGAUUAUUUUUCUCGUUAUCGUGAGAAAUGAAGGGCCCGAUGGAAUUUUUCUGUGCCUGAAUACACAUUCCCAAUUGCUAUCGUCGAAAUACUGUUCAAGGGUUUCGAUUAUUAAUGAGAAUACCACGCACGUUUAUUCGUAUCUAACAUGUUCUUCAUACUGCAACAAAUCGAUAAUCACUUGAAAUUAUUCAUACGUUUUUUUCAAACUACUUUUCAAAUUGGAACCAAAAACAAAAAUCAGAGGAAACCAUAGGAAAUGUAGGAGAAUGUUAUCUGAAGAUUUAGGGUCCGAGAGAGAUUGAUUAUGAGAGAUUAAUCAGUAGAAAAGUGAUGAAAUGAUAAUUUAUGUUAAUUAUUUCUAUUCUCCGGUUGUCGAGGAUUUUAUUUGAAAUUUCAUUCAGGUAAAAAAAUUUUUUACAACAAAGUAAGGGUCUCUAUUCAUAGCUGAAGUAUUCAAAAUUAUCACGAGACAUUCCACAAAAUUUCAAUUGAUUUCUGUCAGUUCUGAAGUAAUAAAAUUUCUAGUUCUGAUAAUGACUGCAUAAUUAUGAAUAGUUUCACCACUCGACUACUGAAAUAAUUGAUUUAUCACUGUUACUGUUAGUGCCAUGGCAGAUGCCAUUGGUUAAAGUUUUGAGAUGUAAUAUUUUAAUGAAUUUCAACGCGUCCAUAAAUAGUUAACUGACGUUGAUGAUUAUUAAUACUUGAAUUCUUUAAUUAAUUCUCAGAUAAAUUAAUGAACGAAAUUCCGCUGAAUUCUAUGAUUGAUUGAUGUCGUAUUCAAGAGAAUAAAAUUGAUAACAACGUUCUUCAAGUGAAUCCUGAUGUUAGAGAUAAUGAAUAGUUGCCUUAGUGGUUGUUUCAGCAUUAAAAAAAAUUUAUUCCGGAUCAGUGUAGAAACUGUGAAUAUCUUCACAUUUAUUGUAACAAAGAGAAAAAUUAUUGAGAUGUUCUUAUAUAUCGGUUCGACAGAGUGGAAAAAUUUAUUGCAAUGUUCGAUAAAUCGUGAGCUAUAUUUAUUUUUAUAAAGGAUUAUAUCGUCGCUGGGAUUGGAAAGAUCAAGAGAGAUGGACAGGGGUGACGAUGGAAUAAUGAUGGAUCGACAAUUUAUCGAAUCCAGUUGAAAACAAUCCUAUGAUAUUUUAUUUCUAUCGAUUCUCUCAUGCAUGUCUAGACGAAGGAAAAUAGGUGUUUUAAAGUGAAUAAAAAUAAUUCUCAUUUCGCUUCUAACACUUCCAUUCCAGUGUAACGAGGAAUUACUGAAAUUUCAUGAGUGUAUUUCUUAAAAACCGGAAGUGUGAUAGAUCGUUUCAUUAGCACAUGAAUCAGUGGUAUUCGAUCCAGUUUUAGGUUUUCAAUUUGUCGGAGAAUAUUUAAAAAAAUUAUCAACGUUUUAGAGAUAAGACUGUCGAUUUAAUAUGUGAGCAACUUCCAACAAAAUGUGUGGCAAGUAUUAGAUGAAUAACGAAACAAAUAAAUGAUAAAGUAAUUUCCCAUAGCUUCCAUUAGUUUUUGGGUUUAAAAAGAAUCAAUGGAAUACGAGAAGAUUAAAUAACUGUAAUCGUUGAAUUCGUGCUUGAGAGUUUAAACGUGCAAUCAAACCAGAUGAAAAUCCAUAAUAAAUAUAAAUUUAAAUGAAUAAUUGAAGAUACGAUGAAUCAGAUUUUAUAAAUAUGUAUCAUUAGAAUGAAAAAUAUCAAUUAUUUUUAUUGAAAAUUUUACUUACGUUCUUUGUUUCACGGUUUGAGGUGAGAUUUGUUAGUUAAUUGAAUGCGUUAUAUUUUGUAUUGAUUAAAAAACUUUGUACCAAGAAAUAUUUUUGUCCUUUUUUUUAAAUCCAUUUUUUUCAGAUUGUUUUUGAAUUGUAUUGUGUUAAGAUGUAGUGUUUUCAUUGUACAUGACCAGUGUGCAGUACAUACUCAGAAUAAAAGUUAUAUUUAUUGUUAUUAAAGAUAAACAA